CGAGGAUCCGCUCGGGAGCCUCCCCUGGCCAGGAGCAGAGGAUUCGUCUGCCCCGCGACCAGCCCCAGUCACGCCGCCGACAUCGCCCCCUCUGUCUGGGCGGUUGUCACUCACGCGCCGAAGGGCCUCGGAGAAAGAAGGGGCGGGCCGGGCGAGCGGAGGCGGGGACUUGCGCGGUUCUGAGGCUGCCUCAUAGGGCCCGGCCGGCGCUGGAGCUGCGGGUUUAGGUUGUCACUGCCACCUCCGUCGGUGCUUACUUCGCUGCCAGCUGGUCGUCGCCAUGAACCCGGACCUGCGCAGGGAGCGGGAUUCCGCCAGCUUCAACCCGGAGCUGCUUACACAUAUCCUGGACGGCAGCCCUGAGAACACCCGGCGCCGCCGAGAGAUCGAGAACAUGAUCCUGAACGACCCAGACUUCCAGCAUGAGGACUUGAACUUCCUCACUCGCAGCCAGCGUUAUGAGGUGGCUGUCAGGAAAAGUGCCAUCAUGGUGAAGAAGAUGAGGGAGUUUGGCAUCGCAGACCCUGAUGAAAUUAUGUGGUUUAAAAAUUUUGUGCACCGAGGGCGGCCUGAGCCUCUGGAUCUUCACUUGGGCAUGUUCCUGCCCACCUUGCUUCACCAGGCAACUGCGGAGCAGCAGGAGCGCUUCUUCAUGCCCGCCUGGAACUUGGAGAUCAUUGGCACUUAUGCCCAGACAGAGAUGGGUCAUGGAACUCACCUUCGAGGCUUGGAAACCACAGCCACAUAUGACCCUGAAACCCAGGAGUUCAUUCUCAACAGUCCUACUGUGACCUCCAUUAAAUGGUGGCCUGGUGGACUUGGAAAGACUUCAAAUCAUGCAAUAGUUCUUGCCCAGCUCAUCACUAAGGGGAAAUGCUAUGGAUUACAUGCCUUUAUUGUACCCAUUCGUGAAAUUGGGACCCAUAAGCCUUUGCCAGGAAUUACUGUUGGCGACAUUGGCCCCAAAUUUGGUUAUGAUGAGAUAGACAAUGGCUACCUCAAAAUGGACAACUAUCGUAUUCCCAGAGAAAACAUGCUGAUGAAGUAUGCCCAGGUGAAGCCUGAUGGCACGUACGUGAAACCACUGAGUAACAAGCUGACUUACGGGACCAUGGUGUUUGUCAGGUCCUUCCUUGUGGGAGAAGCUGCUCGGGCUCUGUCUAAGGCGUGCACCAUUGCCAUCCGAUACAGCGCUGUGAGGCACCAGUCUGAAAUCAAGCCAGGUGAACCAGAACCGCAGAUUUUGGAUUUUCAAACCCAGCAGUAUAAACUCUUUCCACUCCUGGCCACUGCCUAUGCCUUCCAGUUUGUGGGCGCAUACAUGAAGGAGACCUAUCACCGGAUUAAUGAAGGCAUUGGUCAAGGGGACCUGAGUGAACUGCCUGAGCUUCAUGCCCUCACUGCUGGACUUAAGGCUUUCACCUCCUGGACUGCAAACACUGGCAUCGAAGCAUGUCGGAUGGCUUGUGGUGGGCAUGGCUAUUCUCAUUGCAGUGGUCUUCCAAAUAUUUAUGUCAAUUUCACCCCAAGCUGUACCUUUGAGGGAGAAAACACUGUCAUGAUGCUCCAGACGGCUAGGUUCCUGAUGAAAAGUUAUGACCAGGUGCACUCAGGAAAGCUGGUGUGUGGCAUGGUGUCCUAUUUGAAUGACCUGCCCAGUCAACGCAUCCAGCCACAGCAGGUAGCAGUCUGGCCGACCAUGGUGGAUAUCAAUAGCCCCGAAAGCUUAACCGAAGCAUAUAAACUCCGUGCAGCCAGAUUAGUAGAAAUUGCUGCAAAAAACCUUCAAAAAGAAGUGAUUCACAGAAAAAGCAAGGAGGUAGCAUGGAACCUAACUUCUGUUGACCUUGUUCGAGCAAGUGAGGCACAUUGCCACUAUGUGGUAGUUAAGCUCUUUUCAGAAAAACUCCUCAAAAUUCAAGAUAAAGCCAUUGAAGCUGUCUUAAGGAAUUUAUGUCUGCUGUAUUCUCUGUAUGGAAUCAGUCAGAACGCAGGGGAUUUCCUUCAGGGGAACAUCAUGACAGAGUCUCAGAUUAUGCAAGUAAACCCGCGUGUAAAGGAGUUACUCACUCUUAUUCGCUCAGAUGCUGUUGCUUUGGUUGAUGCAUUUGAUUUUCAGGAUGUGACACUUGGCUCUGUGCUUGGCCGCUAUGAUGGAAAUGUGUAUGAAAACUUGUUUGAGUGGGCUAAGAACUCCCCACUGAACAAAACAGAGGUCCACGAAUCUUACAAGCACCUGAAAUCACUGCAGUCUAAGCUCUGAAGUGUCACAAGGACAAGUUUAAUCUGCUCCAGAAAGCACCUGUGUACAACUCGAAUCUGUGUGGAAUCUUUUUCGAAUUCAAAUAGCUAUAGAGCAAAUGAUAAAUUGACCCCUUUUUAUAAAUGGAGGGAAAAAAAUGAACAGAUUUCAGAGAUUAAAUGAAAAAAAAAGCAGAUGUUUUAAGUGCAAUUAACACUGAAAGAGACCUGUUAAACCAUUCAGAAAAAGCUUAAGAAAUGCAAUAUGACUUCCUUUUGUAAUGCUGCUGAUCCCAGUAGACUAUGACUUUUGAUAAUUAGCAGAAUUUAACUACUAAGUAGUUGAUUAUUUUCACAUUUUAAUUGCUAAUCACUGGCUAUAUAAGUGUUUUUAAGCAAAGGUAUUUUUGAAGUGGUGUAGAACCCUUCCAAGCUUUCCUGCUCGGUGUUCUACCAGACUUACCCUGGGACCUGGCUCAAAAGCAGGAUUGAAGAAAAGGGACUGGGGGAAGGAAACUUACUGGAAAACUUGAUGCAAAUGAGUUUCUGCUUGGCACAGUCUCUGCCUGCUUGCUCUCCUUUGCUGAUAGAUUGUGUUUAUCAAACUAUUCAUGCUAGCAUUUUUCCAACAAGAGAACUUACUUCGCAUGGGCCUGCUGUAGGACCAUUGUCUCGUGUAAUUAGGAAUUUUCCAUUUGAAGGAUCGCUAAAUUGUCACAGUAGUAGGAACUGUAGGGAGAGCUCUCAGCUGUAACUUUGGUGACCAUAUUAACUGGAUUUUCUAGGACAAUCAGAUUUCAAAUAUUCUGUCAUCUUGGCAUAAGCCAUUAAAAGCUUGGAGGUUACCAUAUUUGGCAUUUAAAAAAUGUCGCUUAGGUCACCUUACUCCCAGAUGUAGCACAGAAAAACCCUUUGACACAAACCAUGUGUUCUGAUUUUUGGUUCAGAAAAUAUAAUCAUUGAAACAGUGAGGUGUUUUGUUUUGUUUUGUUUUUAAACAACUGGGAAAAAACAAAAACAAAAAACUAUGGUUAGAAAAAUGGAAGUUCCGUAGGUUCUAUUUCUUACUAUAUGUCUGGCUUUGUUUUCAGUAUAUUUCUAGGAGCUUUAUCUGAAUUGCUAAUUGUCCUUUCAGCUGAAAUCUAAUUUACACAAUCAUUCUAUAUUUAAAGAUUAAAUACAUCUCAAUUAAUUUUUUCUUAAAGUCAA
Messenger RNA from Cercocebus atys (sooty mangabey), 3450 nucleotides. RefSeq names its product acyl-CoA oxidase 1, palmitoyl (gene ACOX1). The coding region runs from base 281 to 2263 and encodes 660 amino acids. Gene Ontology annotation, molecular function: fatty acid binding; FAD binding. The record is from RefSeq and is a predicted model, not a curated record. The transcript has 14 exons. Lineage: Eukaryota; Metazoa; Chordata; Mammalia; Primates; Cercopithecidae. Gene Ontology annotation, biological process: lipid homeostasis; fatty acid beta-oxidation using acyl-CoA oxidase; very long-chain fatty acid metabolic process. Gene Ontology annotation, cellular component: peroxisome.